This is a messenger RNA of Boleophthalmus pectinirostris (great blue-spotted mudskipper), 1896 nucleotides long. It is a transcript of the gene crhr2, whose product is annotated as corticotropin-releasing factor receptor 2. NCBI's taxonomy places the organism in Eukaryota, Metazoa, Chordata, Actinopteri, Gobiiformes, Gobiidae. The coding region runs from base 62 to 1264 and encodes 400 amino acids. Gene Ontology annotation, cellular component: plasma membrane; dendrite; axon terminus. The transcript has 11 exons. The record is from RefSeq and is a predicted model, not a curated record. Gene Ontology annotation, molecular function: G protein-coupled peptide receptor activity; peptide hormone binding; corticotropin-releasing hormone receptor activity. Gene Ontology annotation, biological process: long-term synaptic potentiation; cell surface receptor signaling pathway; adenylate cyclase-modulating G protein-coupled receptor signaling pathway.
CCGCCGCCACAGCACGCGCCCCUUCUCCUCGGACCGGGAUUAUCCGCGCGCGAGCGGCACCAUGGACGCCACGAUUUACCACAUCAUCUUCGCUGAGCUCGGGGACCUUAAUUGCAGUUUGUUGGACGCUUUUCAGGACUCGGUUUUGGAGAACGCGUCUUUGGCUCUGCUGAGCGCAGAAGGUCUGUACUGCAACGCCACCACGGACGAGAUCGGCACGUGUUGGCCCCGCAGCGGCGUCGGGAGGAUCGUGGAGCGACCGUGCCCCGAGUACAUCAACGGAGUCAAGUACAACACCACCAGGAGCGCGUACAGGGAGUGUAUGGAGAACGGCACGUGGGCCAUCAAGAGCAAUUACUCCAACUGUGAACCCAUCCUGGAGGAGAAGAGGAAGUAUCCCAUGCACUACAAGAUCGCGCUCAUCAUCAACUACCUGGGACACUGCAUCUCUGUGGGAGCUCUCGUGGUCGCCUUUGUGCUCUUCUUAUGCUUAAGGAGCAUAAGGUGUCUGCGUAACAUCAUUCACUGGAACCUCAUCGCCACGUUCAUUCUCAGAAAUAUUAUGUGGUUUCUCCUGCAACUCAUCGACCACAACGUCCACGAGAGCAACGAGCCCUGGUGUCGACUCAUCACAACCAUCUAUAAUUACUUUGUGGUGACCAACUUCUUCUGGAUGUUCGUGGAGGGUUGUUAUCUGCACACAGCCAUCGUCAUGACGUAUUCGACAGACAAGCUCCGCAAGUGGGUUUUCCUCUUCAUCGGCUGGUGUAUUCCGUGUCCGAUAAUAGUUGCGUGGGCCAUUGGAAAACUCUAUAAUGAAAACGAACAGUGUUGGUUUGGCAAAGAACCCGGCAAAUACAUGGACUAUAUUUACCAGGGACCUGUGAUUCUCGUACUUUUGAUAAACUUUGUGUUUUUAUUUAACAUCGUGAGGAUCCUGAUGACCAAGCUGAGAGCGUCUACUACGUCAGAAACCAUACAGUACAGGGCUUCUUUGUCUCCGUCUUUUACUGCUUUCUCAAUGGAGAGGUGCGCUCUGCGGUCAGGAAAAGGUGGCACCGUUGGCAAGACAACCACGCGCUCCGAGUGCGAGUGGCCCGGGCCAUGUCCAUCCCCACCUCCCCCACCAGGAUCAGCUUCCACAGCAUCAAGCAGACCACAGCCGUGUGACUGCUCCAGCAAAACUACAAAAAACACAAUGCUGUAUGUCCGUGAUUUUGAAACUUUGGAGAAAGAACGUGACAAGUUGGCAGCACCCAAAUGAGCGAAGUGUCAGACGUGCUCGUGUCUAAAGACUACAAGUACCAGAACGCAGAGAAGAGAAAAAUGUGACAAGCUAACUGUCGGAUGUGGUGUUUUGGAAAGACUACAAAAAACAGAGUGCUGUAUGUCCGUGUUUUUUAAACUUUGAAGAAAAAAGCGUGUCAAGAUGGUAACUACGGCGAGCAGCCAUAAAACUGUUGGACAUGCUAGUUUCUAAAGACUACAAGAACCAGAACACACUUUAGAGAAAAAUGUAACUAGCUAACUGUCCAACGUGGUGUUUUUUAAAGACUACUGCAACCAGAACGCAGUGUGUCUGUGACUUUUAUAAAAAAAAUGAAUUAAUUUAAAAAAAAUGUGGCAACAUGUUACCAGAGCGCAGUCUGUCCAAGACUAAUGAAAAAACAAACAAACAAAAAAACAUGGAUUUUUUUUUUACUGGAACUUGAUAUCAGUAUUAAAAAGCUCAUCAUGGAACCUUGCACCAUUCGUCAACGACCUGUGGCUUCUACCAGACGACAUGACUUAAAAUGACUUGAUAUUUUGACCUACUUAUUCAAAUAUGAUGGAUUAUUUGACUUUUUAGCUUUUUUUUACGAUAUCUGAUGGUUGAAGAAAAUUUCAUGUUAAACA